Molecule: messenger RNA, 1900 nt
Organism: Eutrema salsugineum
Lineage: Eukaryota; Viridiplantae; Streptophyta; Magnoliopsida; Brassicales; Brassicaceae
Product: chaperone protein DnaJ
Exons: 11
Coding region: 150-1649 (499 amino acids)
Biological process (GO): response to heat; protein refolding
Cellular component (GO): cytoplasm
Molecular function (GO): heat shock protein binding; ATP binding
Source: RefSeq, a predicted model, not a curated record
CACGUGAGCGAGGUUGGCACCACAAAUCUCUCAAGACUUUGGGAAAACAAAUCAGAGAAAAGCGAAGUGGCUUCCUGGUGAAGAAGAAUGACCAUUGCCAAGCUUCCCCGCUUUUGAUAGCUUGAUUAUUUGUUGUUAAGAGAAGAUAAAUGGCUGCCCUGGCUUCUCCCUCCCUUAUCCCCUCUUCUCUCCGCUUCGCCGCCGCCCCCGAUGUUCCCCCCUCCCUCUCUUCUAAUUUCUCGGCCUUUUCCGACGGCGGUACCAGUCUCCGGUAUCACAAGAGCUUUUUAUCCGUUUCAUCUUCUUCGCCUUAUCGAAAUCGACGGGGAUUCUCUCGCCGUUCCGUCGUCGUGUUUGCUGCUUCCGGAGACUACUACGCUACUCUCGGUGUGCCUAAAUCUGCUAAUAGCAAGGAGAUCAAAGCAGCGUAUCGACGCCUGGCUCGUCAGUACCAUCCCGAUGUGAACAAGGAACCUGGAGCAACCGAUAAGUUCAAGGAAAUCAGUGCUGCCUAUGAGGUGCUAUCAGAUGAGCAAAAGAGAGCAUUAUAUGAUCAAUAUGGUGAAGCCGGAAUCAAGAGUCCAGUAGGAGGAGCUUCUGGUACUUACACGACAAAUCCCUUUGACCUCUUUGAGACAUUCUUUGGUGCGAGUAUGGGUGGAUUUCCCGGGAUGGACCAAGCUGAUUUUGGGAGAACCCGCCGCAGUAGGGCUACCAAAGGGGAAGAUUUGCGUUAUGACAUCACGUUAGAACUGUCAGAGGCCAUUUUUGGAUCUGAGAAAGAAUUUGAUCUUACGCAUCUGGAGACAUGCGAAGCUUGUGCUGGCACCGGGGCAAAAGCAGGAUCCAAGAUGAGAAUAUGCUCUACUUGUGGUGGGCGGGGUCAAGUUAUGAGAACUGAGCAAACACCAUUCGGGUUGUUUUCACAGGUUUCUGUAUGUCCAAAUUGUGGUGGAGAUGGUGAAGUAAUUUCUGAAAAUUGCCGGAAAUGCUCUGGAGAAGGACGUGUGCGUAUAAAAAAAAGCAUCAAAUUAAAAAUUCCUCCUGGAGUUAGCGCAGGCAGCAUCCUUAGAGUUGCCGGGGAAGGUGAUUCUGGUCCCAGAGGUGGACCUCCAGGAGAUUUAUAUGUAUAUCUUGAUGUUGAAGAUGUCCGGGGAAUUCAAAGGGAUGGGAUAAACCUUUUAUCUACCCUUUCGAUCAGUUACCUUGAUGCUAUAUUGGGUACGACUGUUAAGGUGAAAACUGUUGAAGGAGACACUGAACUGCAGAUACCUCCGGGUACUCAACCUGGUGAUGUGCUGGUCCUGGCAAAGAAAGGUGCACCAAAACUGAAUAGACCGUCCAUCCGCGGUGACCACUUGUUUACUGUCAAAGUUACUAUACCAAAUCAAAUUAGUGCUGGAGAGCGGGAGUUGCUGGAGGAACUUUCUUCUCUGAGUGAUACAUCUAGCAACCGGCAACGAACUCGUGCUAAGCCUCAGCAAUCCACUAGUCUAUACAGUGCAGCCAGUAGCUCAGAAAACAGGACAAAUGAAGCUACGGAGAAAAACCAAGAACCGGAGCAAGAAAACGACUUGUGGAAGAACAUCAAAGAUUUUGCAGGGUCGGUCGCGAAUGGAGCUCUGAAGUGGCUGAGAGAUAACCUUUAGAGAUCCAUCUUCAACUAACAUGGCCUGUUUUCUCCGCUGCAUUCGUGGUAGCAAUGUGGAAAUGUUCAUUGUUUCAUUUGUUAAUCUGAGGGUCUUUUGCAAAAAAAAAAAAAACUCUUUUUUCCCCCUUUUUUCCGUUCAGUUUGGUAAAUGACAAUAAUGAAGUAAUUUUGAUUUGAUGAUGCACAGAUUCUGGUCUACGUACACCUACUCCUUAUACAGUAUUAGUACAAAUACAACCGGUUUUUCGA